AUGGCAACUCUCCAAGGCAAAAGCAUCGUGGUUGUUGGAGGCUCAUCGGGGAUUGGUUUCGCAGUCGCCCUCGCUUCCCUUCAAUCUCAGGCGAAAUCUGUCAUUAUUGCCUCCAGCAAUCAGGCAAAGGUGGAGCGCGGCGUGGAACGUUUGAAAGCUUAUAAUCUGCCAGGGGAAAUCAGCGGGCAUGUAGUGGAUGCCAUGGACUCUGCGAGUGUCAAAAAGUUUGCGCUAGAUAUUGGCACCGUCGACCAUAUUGUUUGGUCCAGUGGGGACAACCCUGGCAAAACUGUCAAUGCAAAGGUUGAAACUUACGAGGCCGGACAAGGUGUAUUCGCUGUUCGCUUUUGGGGACCUUUUGUCUUAGCACAACAUGCGAAGUUCAAUCCCGGGGGGUCCUUGACUCUUACAUCUGGUUUGAUUGGUGUUAAACCGUGGCCAGGAUCUCAUCUAGCGGCAGGCAUGCUUUCCUCUCUGGAUGGGCUUGUUAGGGGUCUUGCAGUAGACUUGGCGCCCGUGCGCGUUAACCUUGUUAAUCCAGGGCCGAUUGACACAGAGAUUUUUGACAUUAUGUUUGGUGAUCAGAAGAAAAGCGCUUUGGAAGGAUUGGCAGCCAAAUCACUUCUUAAGCGAGUGGGUGAACCGAGCGAGGCUGCAGAGGCGUAUCUCUUUUUGAUGAAGUGCGGAUUCAUCACUGGACAGCGAAUUGAUGUCGAAGGUGGUCAAGUCUUAAUGUAA
This is a messenger RNA of Psilocybe cubensis, 738 nucleotides long. RefSeq lists its product as uncharacterized. The coding region runs from base 1 to 738 and encodes 245 amino acids. Gene Ontology annotation, molecular function: oxidoreductase activity. The record is from RefSeq and is a predicted model, not a curated record. Lineage: Eukaryota; Fungi; Basidiomycota; Agaricomycetes; Agaricales; Agrocybaceae. The transcript is spliced from 7 exons.